AAGGGCCACGAGUGAGUGUCUGCAGGAUAGUUAUCUCACCUCAUACACACACAAAGAAUCAUAAAACAACUAAAGAGGAAAGGGAAGACAGAAGAGCUGUGCGUAUUAUUUCCAACAUUUAAUACUCCCAGAGGAGCAACCUGACGAAUCGACUCUCUCCGCCUCCCUCUUCUCUCCCUUCGCUCUCCUCCUCUGCCUUACCCAGCACUCACAGCCAUCCAUGAGUGCGACCAAUUCCUCUGCCUAUCGUUCGGAGCGUAGUUUCCACCAGACUUCAUCCUCGUCCUCGGGUAACCCAUACAUGGAGAAAAGCCGGGGACUGUUUGCCGAGGACUUUGGCUCCUUCAUGAGGCCUGGGAGCGACGCCUUGGGAUUUUCCAGUGGAGCUGGAAACAUUAAAACUCUUGGGGAUUCGUACCAGUUCACAGUUGACGUGCAAGACUUCUCCCCUGAGGAUGUCAUCGUCACCACAUCCAACAACCAGAUAGAAGUUCGUGCGGAGAAGCUGGCCCAGGAUGGUUCAGUGAUGAACACAUUCACCCACAAGUGUCAACUACCGGAGGAUGUAGACCCCACCUCAGUGACGUCAUCACUGGGCGCCGAGGGAACCCUAACGGUCCGGGCACGGCGACACCCGGCCAAACACGAGCUUGUACAGACCUUCCGCACCGAGAUCAAGAUCUAGAGAGGGACGACUUCAAAAUGACAAACCCCCUGACUUCUUGUGUUUUUUUUAUGCUUCAUCCUCCAUUUCCUGUCUUCACUGAAACCAUUCUAUAUUCUAACACUUGAGAGAGUCAACACAGGGCGCUUUAAAUCCUCCCUCCGUAACUGCAACAAUGCCUGCUGCUGCUCAUUUAUAGUCUGAGUUAGUUCACCAUACACAGCAGCAAUAGGUCAUAGCUGCAAAUAACAGACUGAGACAUAGAGGCUUGGACAUGUGCAGCAUUUGCGCAAGGACACACACACACACACGCACGCACACACACACACGCGCACACACACUCAAACACACACACGCACACACUGUAAUCAACUGCUCAGUCCAGUGCUUCACUUCUGUUUUCUAACACAGUUCUAAAACUUAAUCCACAAUUUUAAAAUGAAUGGUUUCACAAUAAUUUAUUGUACUAUAUUGUUUGUGUGAAUAAAAUACUCCUUCUUUGACUAUGA
Messenger RNA from Scophthalmus maximus (turbot), 1173 nucleotides. It is a transcript of the gene hspb7, whose product is annotated as heat shock protein family, member 7 (cardiovascular). Gene Ontology annotation, cellular component: cytoplasm; nucleus. Gene Ontology annotation, biological process: heart development. The transcript is spliced from 3 exons. The record is from RefSeq and is a predicted model, not a curated record. The coding region runs from base 221 to 685 and encodes 154 amino acids. NCBI's taxonomy places the organism in Eukaryota, Metazoa, Chordata, Actinopteri, Pleuronectiformes, Scophthalmidae.